GUGAGCCGUCCGGUGGGAGGUCUCGGGCGAGCUGACUGCGCCUAUAUGUGCGCGUGUCAGAGGGAUUUUCCAUUCGUUCUAGACCGUCUGUGCCAGCGACUCUGACAGCUCGCAUUUCGCAGGCACCUGCCCCGGCUUACUGGUUGCUUCCUUUUUGCUUAGACGUCUGCAUAGUUUCUUCUUCAAUCAUGGAGCAUUAUCACAAGCCCGAUCAGCAGACUCUGCAGACGCUGAAAGACAUCGCCACCCGUCUGCGCAUCAAUUCCAUCAAAGCAACCACGGCAGCGGGCUCGGGCCACCCAACUUCAUGCUGCAGUAUGGCAGAGAUCAUGUCUGUAGUUUUCUUCCACACCAUGAAGUAUAAGACUCUGGAGCCCCGGCACCCGUGUAAUGACCGCUUUGUGCUGUCUAAGGGUCACGCUGCACCCAUCUUGUAUGCUGUUUGGGCAGAAGCUGGAUUCCUGAAGGAGAGUGAGCUGCUGAAUUUGAGAAAGCUUGACUCAAUUCUGGAAGGUCACCCUGUUCCGAGGCAGCAGUUUGUCGAUGUUGCCACUGGCUCUUUGGGUCAGGGCUUGGGAGCGGCUUGUGGCAUGGCCUACACUGGGAAGUACUUUGACAAGGCCAGCUACCGUGUUUACUGUCUGCUGGGUGAUGGCGAGCUGUCAGAGGGCUCUGUGUGGGAGGCCAUGGCUUUUGCUUCCCAUUACAAUCUGGACAACCUAGUGGCCAUCUUUGACAUCAAUCGCCUUGGUCAGAGUGACCCAACUCCACUACAGCAUCAGGUGGACAAAUACCAAAAACGUUGUGAAGCCUUUGGUUGGAAUGCCAUUGUCGUAGAUGGUCACAGCAUAGAGGAGCUCUGUAAGGCCUUGAGUCAAGCAAAGCAGCAGCCUACAGUCAUCAUUGCUAAGACGUUCAAAGGAAAGGGCAUCCCAGAUGCUGAAGAUAAACUUAGCUGGCAUGGCAAGCCCCUUCCCAAAGAGAUGGCUGACCGCAUCACUAAGGAUUUUGAAAAACAGAUCCAUAGUAGCAACAAGAAGCUUUGCCCUCUUGCACCAGAGGAGGAUGCACCAGCGGUCAAUAUUAAAAAUAUCAAGAUGCCCAGUGCUCCUGAUUACAAAUUGGGAGAAAAGGUGGCUACUCGUAAAGCCUACGGAAUUGCUCUGAAGAAGCUGGGUCAUGCCAAUAACAGAGUGGUAGCCAUGGAUGGAGACACCAAAAACUCAACCUUCUCAGAAAUGUUCAAGAAGGAGCAUCCUAAUCGCUUUGUGGAGUGCUACAUUGCGGAGCAGAAUAUGGUGAGCAUUGCUGUGGGCUGUGCCACAAGGGACCGCACAGUGGCCUUUGCCAGCACAUUUGCUGCCUUCUUCACCCGAGCAUAUGACCAGAUCCGCAUGGCAGCGAUCUCUGAGAGCAACAUUAACUUGGUGGGCUCCCACUGUGGCAUCUCCAUUGGUGAGGAUGGCCCAUCACAGAUGGCUCUUGAGGACUUGGCAAUUUUCCGUGCCAUCCCCACAGCCACUGUUUUCUACCCUAGCGAUGGAGUGUCAACUGAGAAGGCUGUGGAGCUGGCUGCCAACACAAAGGGCAUUUGCUUCAUAAGGACCAGUCGCCCUGACAAUGCCAUCAUUUACAAAAACAGUGAGGAGUUCCAGAUUGGACAUGCCAAGGUGGUGCAGCAGAGCAAGAAUGACCAAGUUACUGUGAUUGGGGCCGGAGUAACCCUGCAUGAGGCAAAGGCCGCUGCAGAACAGCUUAAAACAGAAAAUAUUUUCAUCCGUGUGAUUGACCCAUUUACUAUUAAGCCCUUGGAUGCAGACAAAAUCAUGGAGAGCGCCAAGGCGACCAAGGGGCGCAUCAUUACCGUUGAGGACCAUUACUAUGAAGGUGGACUUGGGGAGGCAGUGUUGUCUGCAGUGGCAAAGGAGUCUGGCAUUACGGUGCAUCCUAUGGCGGUGUCUGGCGUCCCCCGGAGUGGCAAGCCUGCAGAGCUGCUGAAGAUGUUUCAGAUAGACAAGGAUGCCAUUAUGAAGAAAGUGAAAGAAGUGAUAAGCAUCACUGAGAAUGCCAUUUAACCACCAUUAGGAAGUAGCACUGAUGUACCUGUAAGUUUUUUUUUUUUUUAAUAAAGGCUUUGCUGCCAUCAAUAAGG
This is a messenger RNA of Erpetoichthys calabaricus (reedfish), 2152 nucleotides long. It is a transcript of the gene tkta, whose product is annotated as transketolase a. Gene Ontology annotation, biological process: ribose phosphate biosynthetic process; pentose-phosphate shunt, non-oxidative branch. The record is from RefSeq and is a predicted model, not a curated record. Gene Ontology annotation, molecular function: transketolase activity; thiamine pyrophosphate binding. Bases 189 to 2075 code for a protein of 628 amino acids. Gene Ontology annotation, cellular component: extracellular exosome; endoplasmic reticulum membrane. NCBI's taxonomy places the organism in Eukaryota, Metazoa, Chordata, Cladistia, Polypteriformes, Polypteridae. The transcript is spliced from 14 exons.